Molecule: messenger RNA, 2441 nt
Organism: Archocentrus centrarchus (flier cichlid)
Lineage: Eukaryota; Metazoa; Chordata; Actinopteri; Cichliformes; Cichlidae
Product: solute carrier family 22 member 13
Exons: 10
Coding region: 1-1614 (537 amino acids)
Biological process (GO): transmembrane transport
Cellular component (GO): membrane
Molecular function (GO): transmembrane transporter activity
Source: RefSeq, a predicted model, not a curated record
AUGAAUUUCGACCAGGUCCUCUCUGCCAUUGGAGGCUUUGGCAAAUACCAGAAAAUUUUGUACGUAUGGAUAUGUUUACCCCAGGUCCUCCUCGCCUUCCACAUGCUGGUGAGCAUCUUUACCGGAGCCACGCCGCCUUAUCAGUGCCGCCAGGGCUCAAUAGCAGGGAAUCAGUCACUUUAUUCAUUCACCCUGAACUUCAGCCUCUCCAACUCCUCCUGCUUCCCCUCGGAUGUCCUGCUGCAGGGCAACGGCACUGAGCGCGUCCCGUGUGGUCACGGAUGGGUCUACAGCAAGGAGACUUUUGAGAGCACCAUUGUCACCGAGUGGGACCUGGUGUGCAGCAGAGCUGUAUUGAACAGCAUUGGCUCAUCUGUCUACAUGUUUGGCCUGCUGGUGGGAUCGGUGGUGUUUGGAGCCAUGGCUGACAGGUAUGGCCGGCGCCUCGUCCUGCUGCUGUCCCUCGCUCUCCAGACUGUGUUCGGCAUCGCUGUAGCUUUUGCACCCAACUUCCCAGUCUAUGUGAUUCUUCGUUUCAUAGUUGGCGCCACAAUAUCUGGUGUUAUCAUCAAUGCUUUUGUACUUGGUACUGAGUGGACAUGCACCAAGAGACGAAUGCUGGCUGGUAUCAUCACAGACUUUGCCUAUGGCCUGGGUUAUAUGCUGCUAGCAGGAGUAGCAUAUCUUAUAAGAGACUGGAGAAAAUUGCAAGUAGCUAUAUCAGCCCCGGGCUUCCUGCUUAGCUUCUAUAUAUGGGUGCUUCCCCAUUCAGCCAGAUGGUUGUUGGCCAACGACAGGAGAGAGGAGGCCAUUGCGCUCCUCCGCAAGGCUGCACUCGUUAAUGGUCGGGUCUUACCUCCCACCAUAGAGGUUGAGAAGUGUGAGGUUGAAGGUGAAGGGAAGAGGAGUCAUUCGGCUGCUGAUCUCGUACGCACGCCUCAGAUGAGGAAAAGAUCACUGAUCCUGUUUUAUGUUUGGUUUGUGAAUGUGCUGGUCUAUUAUGGCCUCUCACUGGGUGUGUCCAGGUUGGGGACAGACCUCUACCUGACCCAGUUUGUGUUCGGGUUGGUUGAGAUCCCAGCUCGUUCUCUGGUCCUCUUCGUGCUGCCCCUUAGCCGCCGACUCUCCCAAAGUGGCUUCCUGGCGGUUGGAGGCCUCGCCUGUCUCCUCAUGCUUGCGGUCCCUGCAGAUCAUCCCAAUGUCCUGAGUGGUCUCGCCCUGGUAGGGAAGUUUGGUAUAGCAGCGUCCUUUGCUGUGAUCUAUGUCUACAGUGCUGAGAUAUUCCCCACAGUGCUGCGGCAAACAGGAAUAGGUGUAUCCAGCAUGUUUGCAAGGAUGGGCGGUGUGCUGGCACCCAUAAUCAACAUGCUGCAUAACCACAGCCCGGCCACACCCCUCGCCAUUUUUGGUAUCUCUCCACUACUGGGAGCUGUCCUAGCCCUGGCCCUUCCUGAAACUGCAGACAGACCUCUUCCAGACACAGUGGAGGAUGCAGAGAACUGGGACAACAGGUUACCUCCAACCAAGGAAAAUUCAGAGAUGUGUGAAGAUGUUAGCCAAUCAGGAGGCAGCAUAGAGAAGCAGGAGUUACGUAAUUUAGCGAGGCACACCUAAUGCACCUUUUUUACAGCCUCAGCUGUACACCAGAUAUACUACUUCUCACAAAUUCCUCUAUGCGGUUACAUGUUGAGAGUCUGAUUCUGAACAGAACACAUUUCAAAUGGCAAAAAAAAAAAAAAAAAGCAGCACACCGAGGCCAAAAAUCAGCCAAAUAGUCAGGAAAACCUGUGUUUUACAGUCUUGUGCAUCCCUCAAAAGUUUCCAUCUUUUACUCCAGGUUUGAAUGUGGGUAGGAAGAAUAAGUAGUUUCCAUUAGGACUUUGCAUAUUUGUAUAUUUUCAUAAAUACAUAAGAGCAGUCAUACAUCACUGCCCUACCACCAGAACACCUCUUUUUGGGUGCAAACAAUCCCUAUGUGCUGGCUCCCAAUUUGAAAAGUUGGUGACACUAUGCCUAAAAGUUGCUGAAUUCUGUUCUGUAACAUUAAUUAUGUGUGUGAUUUAAAUGUCAAAUUCAAAAAGUAAAAAGUCAAAGUAGUGAAUUCUGCUGGUUUAACAGACCAACAUCUUGAAAAGCCAGAGAAAUUCUAAUUCAUUCUUAGGCUGUAACUAAGCUAACUAACAUGAUGAGCUGGUGAGAACAGUUACCAAGUAAAGCGACUUCCUCUCCCUGCUUCUAUGACACUCAUUAAUUCAUUGAAAAAGUAGGUUUUCACAGGACUGACUAGAGUCCUGUGAAACCCUGCGCACUCUAUGAUUCAACAACUUGUAGAACCACCUGUGAUGACUUGUGUAGCUGCCUAAUUGUUUCCUGUAUGACUUUAUCAGUUUUUACCAGGGCCAAAAUUGCUCAUUGUGGAGCAAUGUUGGCCCACUCUUCUU